UUUCCCACCAAACAUUUCAAAACUCUCCGUUAUUAUAUAAAAACACAUCAAAUUUCCCAACAAAUUCUAAACUCAAUAACCACCGCCAUGGCCGCCGCUCAUCACCACCACCUCCACCUCCUCCUCGUCGCGGCGGCGCUGCUAUCCUGCGCCGUCGUCUCCCUCCCCCCCUGCCCGCCCUGCGGCUCCAACCCCGUCCCCUACCCCCUCAGCACCGCCCCCACCUGCGGCGACUCCGCCUACAAAAUCCGGUGCUCCGGCGCCGGCGCCCUCCUCUUCGACUCCUCCAACAACACCUACCCCAUCACCUCGAUCUCCCCCUCCACGCAGCGCCUCACCAUCGCCCCGCCGUCGUUCCGCCCGGGGACCUGCCUGGCCGCGGAUCUCCCCUCCAACGGGCUCCAGCUCAGCCCCUCCGCCCCCUUCAACAUCACGAGCAGCAACACCAUCUUCUACCUCAAUUGCUCCAAUUCUAUCCUCAAUUCGCCCCUCAACUGCACCUCCACCAGCCUCUGCCACGUCUACAGCAACGCCACGGCCAGCCCCUGCCGCGGCACCCAGUGCUGCGCCUUCCGGGCCGGCGGGUCGACCACCGCGUACCGGAUCCGGGUCAGGGAGGAGGGCUGCCGGGCCUACCGGAGCUUCGUGAACCUCGAUCCCGCGCUGCCCGUCGACAGGUGGCCGCAGCCCGCGGUGGAGCUGCUGUGGCUGCUGCCGCCGGAGCCCACGUGCGCCGCGCAGGCCGAUUGCGGGUCGGGCUCCACGUGCGGGCCGGACCGGAACUCGAAUGGGGUGAGCAGGUGCUUCUGCCAUUCGGGUCUCGAGUGGGACCCGGUUGCUGGACUUUGUGCUCUAGAGUGCAAAGAUCCAGAUGGUUGUGGCAAAGAUCGAACUGCGCUUAUAACAGGUCUGACAGUUGGCCUCGGCGUGGCGCUGCUAGCAUCUCUGGUCGGCUUCUUCGUGCACCGGCGCCGCCAGCUCAUCAAGCGCGAGCAAGAUCGCCUCACGCGGGAGCGUGAGAAGAUUCUCAACUCCGGUGGCGGGAAGUCCGCGAAGGUCUUCACCGGCAAAGAGUUAAAGAAGGCGACGAACAACUUCGCUAAGGACCGCCUCCUCGGCUCAGGAGGCUAUGGCGAAGUCUACAAAGGCAUUCUCGAUGAUGGCACCAUAGUCGCCGUCAAAUGUGCCAAGGUUGGCAACUCCAAGAGCACGGAUCAGGUCCUCAACGAGGUUCGGAUCCUAUGCCAGGUUAACCACCGGAGUCUCGUAGGCCUGCUUGGCUGUUGUGUGGAGCUGCAACAGCCAUUGUUGGUCUACGAGUACAUCCCUAACGGAACCCUCCUAGACUACCUAGGAGGGGCCAAGAGAGGUCUUCUCUCUUGGCAACGUCGCCUCAGCAUUGCGCAAGCGACUGCUGAGGGGCUGGCCUACCUCCACUUCUCAGCAGUGCCACCUAUCUACCAUCGUGAUGUCAAAUCGAGCAACAUUUUACUCGAUGAGAAGUUGAACGGGAAGGUCUCGGAUUUCGGGCUAUCUCGUUUAGCCCACACGGACCUGAGCCACAUAUCCACGUGUGCUCAGGGCACACUCGGAUAUCUAGAUCCAGAGUAUUACAGGAACUACCAACUUACGGAUAAGAGCGAUGUGUACAGUUUUGGGGUGGUGUUGUUGGAACUACUGACUUCGCAAAAGGCAAUCGACUUCAAUAGGGCGGCGGACGACGUGAACUUGGCGGUAUACGUGCAACGACUUGUGGAGGAGGAGAGGGUGAUGGAGGCGGUGGACCCGUUGUUGAAGGAGGGGGCAAGCAGCUUGGAGCUCGAGACGAUGAAGGCGUUGGGGUUCCUGGCGGUGGGGUGCUUGGAGGAGCGGCGUCAGAAUAGGCCGUCAAUGAAGGAGGUUGCGGAGGAGAUUGCGUAUAUUAUUAGUAUCGCAACGGCAAAGCCUACCGGAGAGUAGCACUUAUCAUUUGAACCUCUUUCUAUAUAUAUAAACGCAUACGACAUACUAGAAGUUAUGGUAGGUUUUUUUUUUUUUUUGAGCUCUUUUAAAUUAUGUUUUUCCUUGGGUUUAUUUUGGUUUCAUCCUACACUUGCAGUUGAUCUCACUCAUUGUACAUAGUUUGUGGCUAGUGAACAAUUUCCAUGUUUCCAAUUUAAGAUGCAAUUUUCAACUA
Molecule: messenger RNA, 2176 nt
Organism: Salvia miltiorrhiza (redroot sage)
Lineage: Eukaryota; Viridiplantae; Streptophyta; Magnoliopsida; Lamiales; Lamiaceae
Product: wall-associated receptor kinase-like 20
Exons: 3
Coding region: 88-1959 (623 amino acids)
Biological process (GO): cell surface receptor signaling pathway; protein phosphorylation
Cellular component (GO): plasma membrane
Molecular function (GO): polysaccharide binding; protein serine/threonine kinase activity; ATP binding
Source: RefSeq, a predicted model, not a curated record